Messenger RNA from Cicer arietinum (chickpea), 1640 nucleotides. Its product is annotated as protein gamma response 1. The record is from RefSeq and is a predicted model, not a curated record. Gene Ontology annotation, molecular function: damaged DNA binding. Lineage: Eukaryota; Viridiplantae; Streptophyta; Magnoliopsida; Fabales; Fabaceae. Gene Ontology annotation, biological process: DNA double-strand break processing involved in repair via single-strand annealing; DNA repair.
AUGGAUGAAAAUGACGCAAUAGUAGAGAGAGUGCAACACACGCGCUCUCCGAAAUCAUCAUCACCUCGUUCCUCCGUCACCGACGACGAAAAACUCGUCUCCGGUAUCAGCACAAUCCUCGUCGCUUCAAUUCAAGAAGCCAAAGAUAAAAUCUCUCAAAUUGAAUACGUUUUCUGUACUCAACUCUACCCUAAUUUCCAAUCAAUUUCAAAAAACUCCGACGCAAAACGACGCCGUAUAGUGGAACUCGAGCGCGAAGUCGACGAAGGCAUGGUCCUGCAGAAAAACCUCGUAGACCUAAUUCGUUCGAAAGAAUCGUUACUAAAAUCGUGCGAAGAGAAGCGAAAAACAGCGAUCGCGAAAUUGGAGAGCUGUGAGAGUGAAAACAUGAAGUUGUUAGGGAAAAUCGUUGAUUUGGAGGAGAGAUUAGGGAUGAAAACGAAAGAUGUUGAGGAAAUGGAAUCGAAAUUGAAGAGUGUUGAAAAUGAGGGUUUGUGUAAGAAGCUUGUUGAACAAGUGGAAUUGUUGACUUGUGAGGUUCGGGAUGAGAAAUUGAAGAGGAAUCGUUUGAAUGAAGCGUAUAAGAGACUUAAAUCUCAACAUAUUUACCUUCGUCAAAAGGUUGGUCUCAAUGAGGAAAAUAUGAUUCGUGAAAGCAAAUUUGUGAGUGAGAGUGAUUUGGCUAAGGAUCAGAGUCCAAUUAUAGAACCUGGUGUUGCAUUUGAAGACCGUAAUAUUGCUAUGGAUGCUUGUAUUAAUGCUAAAGUAAAUAUUGAAAUCCCAGAGGAAGAUUUUGGAGGCCUUGAGAAGAGAAGUCCUGAAGUUUUCGUUGCUGCAUGUGAUACAAAUGAUGUGAAGGAGAAGGCAUUGGAGGAUGACAAAGGAGCCAGUUCGUGUCGUCCUCCUUCUUCAGGUUUCCGUGGUGUCCCAAAAUCUGUGUCUGGUACAAAGCGGCCUGCACCUUUGUGGAGACAAACCCGGUCUCAUCAAAGUCGAGCAGGCCAUGACCUUCAUGACGACUUUCUUGAUACUCCUCUUGAAAAUAUUAGAGAGAAUUUAAUAAAUAAGGAUUUGAAUAAGGAAGACCUCGCGAACCCAAUUCAGAACGACAUUGGCUUGAACAGCUCAGAUGACGAAACACAGGAUUUGAAUGCCAAAAGCAGUCCCCAGAAGAAGCAGUCUUCGAUUACAGUGGCCAUUAAAAAGAGUUUCAAGUACAUUGAGCCAGUGAGAAAGAAGGCUGAGCGCGAAAAUUUAAAAGGAGUUGACUGCAAACAAUGCAGGAAGUUCUAUGAAGCUGUUCUUCCUAAUGCUGAUGGUAAGGACCCUAAUAGCAAUAAGCAAAAUAUUCGUUGUGAGCAUCAUGAUGGUGUUUCUAGGCAUCGGUAUAGGUAUGUUCCUCCAAUGACUCCUGAAGGAUUUUGGAAUAUUGGAUUUGAAUCUGAAUUAUAAGGAUAAAUUUUAGCCUGAUUAGAUUACUGUUCGAUUGAUAAAUGGAUUCAAUAUUCAAUUAACUUUUGCCAACUUUGAGUUUAUUGGUAAAUUUAGGAAGGGGUUUUUUCAAUCCUGGCCAUAAGAUAUUUUAUUGACUGAUAUAUGGAUUAUGUCAUAAUGUCGAGAUGCAGUAAUUUUUCUUGUUA